Molecule: messenger RNA, 4233 nt
Organism: Danaus chrysippus (African queen)
Lineage: Eukaryota; Metazoa; Arthropoda; Insecta; Lepidoptera; Nymphalidae
Source: the annotation of a GenBank genome assembly
UUGGGUGUGGCUGUAUUGAUUUUCUUGGAAGGUUCUAGGUCUAGUGUUAGAAUACGUCCUACUAACUGCACUUUACCUAUGCAUAGUUCACUUGCACAGUCAAAACGCAGCGCAUUCCCUGCUCCUUCAGACGAUGACUCUGAUUUUGAUGAUGAUGAGGACCCAGACAACUUGGAAGUGCCAGGUGGAGGUAAGACAUUGGCAGCAGCAGCGAGGAUGGGCAACAAAGCAAAGGUGCUUCAACCUGUCACGGUGAAAGCUACAACUAACCCACUAGCUGCGCCAUCUGGUGUGGCGUUCGGUCAAGCUGCAAAUAUUAAGCCCAUCAAGAUAUCAGCGAAUUCCCUCAAGAAGCCCAUCAGUUUACUUGGAUUGGGAGCCGGUGCGAGCUCCUCUGUACCGGUGAUGCAACAUUCACGUAAUCACAUGGAUGGUGCUGGAAUGACUAGCAUGAAUUCGUUCCUUCUCCAGAACUUGAACGAUUUUCUGAAUUCAGGCAUAAAUGGCGUAUUGGGUGGGUCUCUAGGCGGAGUGUUGGGAGGUUCGUUGGGUGGUUCGAUGGGUGGCUCAAUGGGAGGCCCGAUGGGAGGUUCGCUGGGAGGUUCGUUGGGAAGCUCAUUAGGAAGUUCAUUGGGUGUCCCCCCUUCCCUGGCCGGGAUGCUGGUUCAGGUGGCGCAACUGCAAGGCGGUGACAAGGGUGGAUGGAAUCAGGUUAAGCUGCCCGGGGAGGAGGAGGAGGUGGACGACGAGGAGAUGGGCGUGGCGGAGACCUACGCUGACUACAUGCCGACCAAACUGAAGCUGGGUCGUAAGCACCCCGACCCGGUGGUGGAGACGGCGUCCCUGUCGUCCGUGGAGCCGGUGGACGUGACGUACAGCCUCAGCCUGCCGGACGACACCAUCCGCUCCGGCCUGUUGUCCGCCCUACAGCUGGAGGCCGUGGUGUACGCCAGCCAGGCCCACGAGCACACACUACCAGACGGCACCAGGGCCGGGUUUCUCAUCGGUGACGGCGCGGGAGUGGGAAAAGGUCGUACCAUAGCUGGCAUAAUCUUUGAAAACUAUCUGAAAGGUCGGAAACGUGCCGUUUGGAUAUCUGUAUCAAACGACCUCAAGUACGACGCCGAAAGGGACCUUAGAGACAUCGGAGCAUCUAAGAUCGAAGUACAUCCUUUGAACAAGUUCAAGUACGCGAAGAUCUCGUCAGCUAUCAAUGGUAAUGUAAAGAAGGGCGUCGUGUUCAGUACGUAUUCAGCUUUAAUAGGCGAGACUCAGGCCAAUACUAAAUAUCGCACCAGACUGAAGCAGCUCUUACAGUGGUGUGGCGAGGACUUUGAUGGAGUCAUUGUAUUCGACGAAUGUCAUAAAGCUAAGAAUCUAUGUCCCGUGGGAUCCGGUAAAGCGACCAAGACUGGCUUGACAGCGUUGGAGUUACAGAAUAAGCUGCCCAAGGCUAGGGUCGUGUAUGCGUCUGCUACAGGCGCAUCAGAGCCUAGGAACAUGGCGUAUAUGGUUAGAUUGGGCAUAUGGGGCGAGGGUACACCAUUCCCAACGUUCAUGGAUUUCAUCAAUGCUGUGGAAAAGAGAGGCGUGGGUGCCAUGGAGAUUGUAGCUAUGGACAUGAAGCUGAGAGGCAUGUACAUCGCUCGCCAGUUGUCCUUCCACGGGGUAUCCUUCAAGAUCGAGGAGGUGCCGCUUUCUGACUCUUUCAGGGAGACUUACGACAAAGCUGUAGCACUGUGGGUGGAGGCUAUGCAGCGGUUCACUGAGGCUGCUGAACUGAUCGAUGCUGAGCCCCGCAUGAGGAAGACCAUGUGGGGCCAGUUCUGGUCGGCUCACCAGCGUUUCUUCAAGUAUCUGUGUAUCGCCGCCAAAGUCAACCAGGCGGUAGUGACGGCACGCGAGGCUGUCAAGUGUGGCAAGUGUGUUGUGAUCGGUCUACAAUCAACCGGAGAGGCCAGGACUUUGGACCAGCUAGAGAGAGACGAUGGGGAGCUAUCUGAUUUCGUCUCCACAGCUAAGGGUGUAUUUCAAACGCUGGUAGAGAAACAUUUCCCGGCUCCGGACCGCGAGCGCAUCAACCGACUCUUGGGGCUGGAGAAAAACAAGACCAUCGCACCUCCCCCGCCAACAGUCAACGGAAAGAACGGACUUGGAGAUAGUAAUUCUAAAAGGAAAUUAUCAGCAAGACAACAAGUCAAUAUAGAGGCGAAGCGUCUUCGAGGCAGGUCGUCUUCGGAUGAGUUCGUUCGUUCAGACGGCGAGGAGGACGGCGAAGGAGAGGAACACUCCGAAGACGAUCAGCGGUCAGACUCUGAGCUCAGUGACUUUAACCCGUUCAAAGCGGGCAGCGAUAGCGACGAUGAUCCGUGGAUUGGCAGAAAGAAGAAAGUUCCAAAGAAGAAAAAGGCAGUGAAGAAGAAAACUGCUAGUACACAGGACAAGAUUGAAACUAUGUUCGAACGUAAGACGCAGCCAGUGACUGUGAACUCGGGAGGGAAGACUCUCAUCGGCACUCCGGUGGGGACUAACGGGCUCUAUCUUGGUCCGGGUCGCGGCGCUCCACCAGCCAGAUCGGCUAUCGAACGAGCGUGCAGCAUGAAGGAGCAACUGCUGGCGGCUGUAGAGAGGCUUGGACGCCGCCUGCCGCCUAAUACACUCGAUCAGCUGGUUGACGAACUGGGCGGCACGGACAAUGUGGCUGAGAUGACGGGUAGGAAAGGUCGCGUGGUGCAAACGGAGGACGGACAGAUCCUGUACGAGAGUCGGUCGGAGGCUGAUGUGCCUCUGGAGACACUCAACCUGACGGAGAAGCAGCGGUUCAUGGACGGGGAGAAAGACGUCGCCAUCAUCUCUGAAGCAGCCUCCAGUGGUAUAUCGCUGCAGAGCGAUCGAAGAGCCCGCAAUCAGAGGCGAAGGGUCCACAUCACGUUGGAGUUGCCGUGGUCAGCUGAUCGAGCGAUACAACAGUUUGGUCGAACACACAGAUCGAACCAGGUAAACGCGCCGGAGUAUAUCUUUCUUAUCUCGGAUCUGGCUGGUGAGCGACGGUUCGCUUCAACUGUCGCGAAGAGGCUGGAGUCACUUGGAGCGCUCACACACGGUGACAGACGAGCCACUGAAACUAGGGACCUCAGCCAGUUCAAUAUAGACAAUAAAUAUGGUCGUACGGCACUGGAGGCCGUGAUGAAGGCGAUCAUGAAGUACGAGCCGCCGCUGGUGCCCCCGCCGCGGGAUUACUCUGGAGACUUCUUCCAAGACGUCGCCUCCGCUCUCGUCGGCGUUGGACUCAUUGUGAACAGUGAAGCAGCGCCAGGGUUGCUGUCUCUUGACAAGGACUAUAACAACAUGUCAAAGUUUCUGAAUAGGAUCCUGGGAAUGCCUGUGGAACUGCAGAACAGAUUAUUCAAAUACUUUACUGACACACUCACCGCCGUCAUGGAGCAGGCGAAGCGCAGCGGCCGCUUCGAUCUCGGUAUCCUGGAUCUCGGCAGUGCCGGUGAAUGUGUACGUCGUGUGCGGUGUGUAAGAUUCCUGAGAAGACAUGCAACAGGACAGGCCCCAGUCGAGUUACACACCGUGCAAUCAGAACGAGGCAUGGAAUGGACUGAGGCCCUGGACAAGUUUUCUCAGGCGCAGUCUCAGUCUAUGACAGAGAAGGCCGAGGAGGGCUUCUACGUGUCGGCCGCGCGCGGCGGGAAGGCCUCCGCAGUCCUGUGCCUGGCUGCGACCGCGCCUCGUGACCGACGAGAACGCGCGGACCGUGUCGCCAAGAAAGAUCGCAUGUUCCACGUGUAUAGACCCAACACCGGACUACAGCUGCGGCUGGAGUCACUCACGGAGAUCGAGAAGAAGUACCGCAAGGUGACGCCGGAGGAAGCUGAGGCCGCGUGGCGUGCGCAGCACGGGGCCUCGUUACGGGUGUGCGCGCACGCAUACUGGCGCAGCACGUGCAGGGCGCGCGACACCUGCGAGGUAGGGUUGCGCGUGCGCACGCAUCACGUGCUGGCUGGCUCGCUGUUGGCUGUGUGGGCCCGUGUAGAAGCGGCGCUGGCUGCACGCGCUGCCACCUCCAAGAUGCAGGUGGUACGCCUCAAAACGGACGACGGUUUAAAAAUUGUUGGUACACUCAUCCCCAAAAAUUGUGUGGAGAUUCUCAAGGAGACGUUGUCGUCGGACGCGGUGUCGGUGACGGAGCAGUCGUUCGACACGACGGACUCGCUCCAGGUAUGA